Clunio marinus is the source of this 834-nucleotide messenger RNA. Lineage: Eukaryota; Metazoa; Arthropoda; Insecta; Diptera; Chironomidae. The record is from the annotation of a GenBank genome assembly.
AUGAAGAUUCAAAUUCUCGUAACUCUUUUUAUAAUUUCUAUUAACUAUGUUUGUGCUGAGAAUCAAAGCCGAUAUUCGAUACUUGCCGAAGCUCUUGAAGAAUAUUUAUCAUCAAGAGCUUCAACAAGAACUGCGAGUCUCACUUUGGAACGAGAUGGAGAUAAUUUUCAAGCUACUUAUGAAGUGAAAGACUUUUUGGAUGAAUUUUUGAAAAAGAAAUUUACAAUUCCAAAGAUUGGCAUUCGAAUUGAAACUUUUGCAGUUCCAACAGAACACAAAAGAGUUUUUCAAACAUUUAUUGUAUCAUCUUAUGAAGGAUUAUCAAGGAUUCUUAAUGAGAGAUCAUUGAAGGACAUUCUACUUAAUGGACAUUUCUUAAUAAUUUUACCAAAAUGCGAAAAUCAUGAUUUCGAAAAAGUCAGAGAGUUGAAUAGUGAAGAUUUGCCGGAAUUUCUUAAGGAAAUACGGACGAAUCCAAAUUUUAAAGCCGCCUACGCUGAUGCAUUAUUACAAAGAUAUCUCAAUUUCAAGAACUCAGAUGAAUCUCAACACAUUUGCAAGGAAGCUUUUGCGACUAACUUGCCAGUUGUGAUUUACUCAUUGACAGAUUUUUAUCUCUUGAAUGCUUUGAAUGAGAAAAUACUUGAAAUGAUUAAAGCAGGUUUGAUCGAUCAGUGGAAACGUGAAAGCUUUCGUCAGAAUGUUCGACAUGUACAAGAAUCUAUUGAACCAAAAGUUUUAACAGUGGAUGAUUUAGAAGGCAGCUUCUUAAUUCUCAUGUUUGGAUGUUUGCUAGGCUUUAUUGCUUUCCUUUGUGAAAAGUUUUUAUUGUAG